AUGUCUGUUUUUGACGAAAUAGUAACCAUGUUCUUUGGAAACGGGUACCGAGAGUACAGUAUUAGAGACGUAAUUUUCUACAUGUUCGAAAGAGAUUCGACAAGAUUUCUCACGUGUACGCUUUCAUUUCACCUAACUUAUAUCAGCGGAUUAGAAAUUAUAAAGAAGGGGAGAGGUACGUACAGGAUCAAUAGUGAAUGUAGCUCUGAGGAUUUUGAUUACUCGAAUAGAGAGGCACUGUACAACGCAUGCAUGAGUGUCUUAAAGGAUACAAAGAAUGCUAUAAAAGAAGUGAAAGAGGUAUCACAACAUCGAUUGUUCAUUCCCAAGUUAGAGUCGAAAUUGAAAUUAAUGACUGAUUCGGAGAAGAAUAGUGUUGAUCAAUCGUUUGAUGAUUUCCCACAGAAACGUAUAUCUUGUGAAACUAACAGAAGAAAGAUUGCGGUUCCAACAAAAAGAAACGUUUCAUGUCAAAAAAAGGAGAUUAAAGACACGGAAAUUAUGGACGUAAUCAAUUCAAAUGAUAGUAAUCAUCCGAUUGUUAUAAAAGAUACAGAGAAAAUUGAUAGUAAUCCUAAUGUCGUUAAAGAAAGCGCUGACGUUAAAGAGGUUUUGAAAGAAGUUUUAACCAUGGAAAAGAUAACUGCUGAACCAAAGGAUGGAAAUGUAGCAGAUGUAAACAUGGAAAAGAUAACUGCUGAACCAAAGGAUGAUAAUGUAGCAGAUGUAAACAUGGAAGAGAUAACUGCUGAACCAAAGGAUUACAUCGACGAGUUGAUCGACGAAUAUAUAAAUUCAUGA
Entamoeba invadens IP1 is the source of this 801-nucleotide messenger RNA. RefSeq lists its product as hypothetical. Bases 1 to 801 code for a protein of 266 amino acids. NCBI's taxonomy places the organism in Eukaryota, Evosea, Mastigamoebida, Endamoebidae. The record is from RefSeq and is a predicted model, not a curated record. The transcript has a single exon.